Molecule: messenger RNA, 1809 nt
Organism: Camponotus floridanus (Florida carpenter ant)
Lineage: Eukaryota; Metazoa; Arthropoda; Insecta; Hymenoptera; Formicidae
Exons: 6
Coding region: 390-1676 (428 amino acids)
Source: RefSeq, a predicted model, not a curated record
CAAUACCUAUAUCAUUCUGCAUUUCUGAAGUAUACUAAUUGCGAUUGAUAGAUAGAAAAAAAACGUCGAAGAAAGAAUUUGACUGAGGACACGAAUGUCAGAUUUCUUUUGUUUCGUACAUUUUCGAUCUAUUCGAUGCAUAAAGAUCGAUUCAGGUUUACUUUGACAUCUCACGACUAUCGAAAUAUCAAAUUUUUAAAGAUGUCUAGCUAAUGAUCUUGUCGGCGGAAGCUGUACAUUUCCAUCCGAAACUGCCAACUAUCCGCUCUCUAGCGGGAUUUACUAUUUCUAUUUUUUUGUAUCCCAAUUCGAAAGUUUCAAGUAAAAACAAUUCACGAAUUCUCAGUAAUUUUAUCAUCAUAUUUUGAAACGUAAUCCUAUUCACCGAAAUGUCAGCUAAAACUAGUAAAACUCUUAACUCGUCUUUGGCAAAUGUUGCAUCAGAAAUCGAUGAACGUCGGUGUAACUUGAUUGACCGUCACAAAAAUCUUCAAGGCAAGAUCACUACGAUGGAACGCUCCAUUCCGGCAUUGAUGGCAUACAAUCUAUGGAUAACCGAAAGCCGAGACCAUCGCCGAGAUGUGUCGUGCGAAAAAGUGCGCGAAAUCGUGAAUAAAUUAUCACCGCAGCCGGAUCCCGCCGAUAGACUCCUCGCCGAAUUGAAGAGCACGGUGGACGACCUUCAUCGAGAGACGGCACAGUUGCAUAAUAAAAUCAUAGAUGCGGAUGUAAAAUUGGAAGAAACCGGUAUGGAGUUGGAAUCCUUAGAAUUGGCUAACAAGGAGAUAGAGGAACGACUAAUAGAAUUACGAAAUGAAAUUACGAGACACAGUACACCUAGUUUGCACUCUAUUCACUCUGAUGAUUUGAUAUGUUUGAGAAAAAUUCGUCAGCUCGCCGAAGAGGAAUUGAAGCUGAAGAAUUGUAUCAAAGAGCUCGAGAACAAGGAAAUCAUGUAUAGAAGAGAAAUGAACAAAUUACUGUCCUGCAACAAAUUUAAACGCGGAAAAAUGACAGAAACGGGAAAAAAUAGCAAACUAUGUUCAUUGAAAAAUCGCAAACACGAAGCAUAUAUGACAAAGAGAAAAUACGUUUUUAAAGAUAAGGGACGAAAAGCUUGUUGUUUAUGUACGACAUCAAUGAAAUUAAUCGGUUACGAGGAAACAUUAAAGGAAUCAUCUAAAGGGCGCAAAAAAUUGUGUCCGCCGCCUUCAUGCUGCAUCCCGCUGGACAAUCGCACAAUUAAAUCUCAUAGUUGCAAAGUAUGUUGCAAAUCUUGCCAACGAAAAAACUCUACCACUAUAUUCAAAUCCAAGUCUCCUUAUGAAUCGAGGAAUUCUUCUUGCGAAUCUCUACAUAGUGUCGUUUCGAAAAUAGAUGUAACACAAUCGUUCAAACGAAUAAUACAAUCUUCCGUAUCGUGUAACCUCGGCAAGACGUGCAAUGAAUGUAAGACUCCCGCUGCAUGCCAACAAAUUAAUAUCUGCAAAUGCCAAGAAAAAAGCAUACGCGAAUCAUCAGUCGCACCCUGUGAUUGUAGUGAUACACUAUUAUACAAGAUUCGUCAAUCAACGACUUCGGGGAUGCUCAGUUUGAGAUCGGGAGACAGCGAUAGCGACGAUGAGUUUUGCGAGUGUUGCACUUGUGGUUGCGAAACCGAAAAUUUAUCAAUAUAAUUAAUAUUUAAAUAAUUAUAUCAGUCAUAACAAUAAUAAGUGCUCAUUAUGCAAAAUCUUUAUAUACUGUGAAAAUAUCUUUAUUUUAACACACAAUUACAUACGCAAGUUUUGCAUGAUAUAAUCAAUUUAA